Messenger RNA from Anguilla rostrata (American eel), 1113 nucleotides. Its product is annotated as cytochrome c oxidase assembly factor 7. The transcript is spliced from 3 exons. Gene Ontology annotation, cellular component: mitochondrial intermembrane space. NCBI's taxonomy places the organism in Eukaryota, Metazoa, Chordata, Actinopteri, Anguilliformes, Anguillidae. The coding region runs from base 250 to 939 and encodes 229 amino acids. The record is from RefSeq and is a predicted model, not a curated record. Gene Ontology annotation, molecular function: protein binding.
CGUGACAGCAGCACUUUUGUAAAACGUGAGCAAUGCAAGGACAAUUCUCUAUUCACAUACGAUAUUCGCAUCUAUGGGCAGCUACGCUAACUUUGGUUUUAAAAUAGACACACCGACCUUUUAACAUUUUAAAUUAGUUCGCCGGAUAAUUUUUCAUUAGGUUGCAACCAAGGUCAAACCUAGUGAGUUCAGAUAGCCAAGCACGCCUGGUUCCGACGCUGAAUUGAGAGGUACUGAGGUAUUUGAAGGAUGGCUGGAUUAAUCAAUUUUGAAGACGAGAAAGAGGUGAAGCAGUUUUUGGAUAACCUCGGGGUGGAGUAUAGUUAUCAAUGUCACAAAGAGAAAGAUCCGGAAGGAUGCCAGAGGCUUGCGGAUUACUUGGAAGGGGUAAAAAGAAAUUUUGAGGCGGCAGCUCAGGUUCUGAAACACAACUGUGAGGUGAACGGCCACGGCGAGAGUUGCUACAAACUUGGAGCGUACCAUAUCACCGGAAAGGGUGGCGUAACUGAGUGUCUGAAGAAGGCCUACUCCUGCUUUAUGAAAUCCUGUGAAUCGGGGGGUAAGAAAUCGGUGGAUGCUUGUCAUAACGUGGGCCUCCUUGCACAUGACGGACGGGCAAUGGAUGGGGGCCCUGACGUCAGUGUGGCCCAGAAGUACUAUGACAAGGCGUGUGCAGGGGGGUUUGCUCCCAGCUGUUUUAAUCUGAGUGCACUGUACAUAAAGGGUGCUCCUGGACUCGACAAAGACAUGACGCUUGCUUUAAAGUUCGCGCUGGAGGCCUGCCAGCUCGGACAUGUGUGGGGCUGCGCAAAUGCCAGUCGAAUGUAUAGGCUUGGUGAGGGGACUGCACGGGACGACAAGAAAGCAGAAGAACUGAAGAACCGUGCCAGACAAUUGCACAGUCAACAGAAGGAGCGCCAGUUGUCAUUUGGGGAAUGAGGAAAGGGACCCAGUUUAUCCAGACCUAGUAUCACAUCCUGUGAUACAAUCAUUAGAAUGGCUCAACAUUUGAGUUGUGCACCAAGGAGCUUUUAUAUCAGUUCCGCUGUGCUUGAUUCUACAGUUCUUUCUCAAAACCCAUUGCGUGCAUUUAGCAUUAAAAGUUAGUAAAUA